This is a messenger RNA of Desarmillaria tabescens, 666 nucleotides long. RefSeq lists its product as uncharacterized. Bases 1 to 666 code for a protein of 221 amino acids. The transcript has 4 exons. Lineage: Eukaryota; Fungi; Basidiomycota; Agaricomycetes; Agaricales; Physalacriaceae. The record is from RefSeq and is a predicted model, not a curated record.
AUGGCCUCUGCCUCUCGCACUGUGCCCUCCCAAUCCAGCGUCACACCCUCUGCUUUGAUGGCUGCUCUUGCCAACCUCAACCUGUCGGCAGGUGGUGCUACUUUGUCGACCACGACCACGACAACAACUUCUAACACACUCCAUCUUCCAGCCUCAAAUACUAUUGGGGGUACCUCGACCCUUCCAGCGGCGGCGCCUCCUCCGGUAACUGCAGCCAGCACCGCGACCGUCGGGACCCCUAGCACGACCAGCAGCAUUACCAUUACCACCCCCGCCCCGUCGACUGCGGGUUCUACACCUGCAGCGACGACGACGAUGACAACCCCUUCCCGUGCUAAACGCCCGGUGUAUCGUAUCCCAAGGCCUGAAGACCUUCCUCGUCCCCGAAAUGUUUGGCCCCCUCAGAAUAAUUUCUAUGUCAUUACUUCGGGCCAGGAAGUCGGCCUGUUUUUUACCUGGAAUGAAACGGCGGAGCAGGUUAUCGGCAUUCCCGGAAACAAGUAUGAGUGGCGAGCAAACUAUUACGAUGCUGUUGACAUUUACCGCAAAGCCUAUGAUGACGACGAGGUUCACGUCACCCCCUCGCCAGCUCCCGCUUUGACGUUUCAAUUGAGGACGAGUGGGGCACCCUUGAUUGGUCUAGCGAUGACGAGAAUAGCUUUGUGA